AUGACUCUAAGCCUUUUUGAUCAAUUUAUGAGCCCCACACUCCUUGGAAUUCCUCUCAUGGCCUUAGCCUUAACCCUACCAUGAAUUCUCUUUUUUAAACCAGGUAAUCGAUGAUCCUCCAGUCGAUUUUCAGCCCUUGUAGCCCAAUUCCUUAAAUGAUUUACUAAAGAGAUCUUUCAACCUAUAAGCUUAGGAGGCCAUAAAUGAGCUCUUAUCCUCACCUCUUUAGUUCUAUUCUUAAUUACCUUAAAUAUAUUAGGUCUCCUUCCUUACACAUUUACGCCCACUACCCAGUUAUCAAUAAAUAUAGCCUUUGCAGUCCCACUUUGAUUAGCUACUGUUAUUAUUGGUAUACGAAAUCAACCAAAUCUUUCGCUUGCCCAUAUACUUCCAGAAGGAACUCCUGCCUUACUAAUCCCUAUUCUGAUUGUAAUCGAGACCAUUAGCCUUUUUAUUCGACCUUUAGCACUUGGAGUCCGAUUGACUGCUAAUCUUACAGCAGGUCAUCUCCUAAUUCAACUUAUCGCAACCGCAGCUUAUGUCCUUAUAUCAAUUAUACCUGUUGUUGCAAUUUUAACAUCUGUUCUCUUAUUCCUUCUUACUCUGCUUGAAGUAGCCGUUGCAAUAAUUCAAGCAUACGUGUUCGUCCUACUAUUAAGCCUAUAUUUACAAGAAAACGUUUAA
Molecule: messenger RNA, 684 nt
Organism: Oryzias melastigma (Indian medaka)
Lineage: Eukaryota; Metazoa; Chordata; Actinopteri; Beloniformes; Adrianichthyidae
Source: the annotation of a RefSeq genome assembly